This is a messenger RNA of Strongylocentrotus purpuratus (purple sea urchin), 5434 nucleotides long. RefSeq names its product bcl-2-like protein 2. Gene Ontology annotation, cellular component: mitochondrial outer membrane. The coding region runs from base 279 to 1046 and encodes 255 amino acids. The transcript has 2 exons. Gene Ontology annotation, biological process: extrinsic apoptotic signaling pathway in absence of ligand; intrinsic apoptotic signaling pathway in response to DNA damage; regulation of apoptotic process. Lineage: Eukaryota; Metazoa; Echinodermata; Echinoidea; Camarodonta; Strongylocentrotidae. Gene Ontology annotation, molecular function: protein homodimerization activity; protein heterodimerization activity. The record is from RefSeq and is a predicted model, not a curated record.
UCGUAAUGCGCAGCGUUAUUCGUUCGAUCGUGUGUUGUUGUCCGUACUGACGCGAGAAUAGAAGAUCAAUAGAAUUUACCACACGCAACGCUAGCGCAGGGAAACAAACGUAUAGUAUUGUGAAACAGCAGAUAGUUCUUCACUCACCCACACAACUGUGUAGCAGCGAGUGUCGAUAGAAAGAGCUAGUCCAAGGUGCAGAUUUGACUGCUAGCUAGCCACUUCGGAACUUACAUAGGAACCGUGGUGACGUGAGUCGAGCCGAGGCAAGGACUUGAAUGAGUGAGGAAGACCGAAAAACGGAAGGGGAGUCGGGCAUAUGGUGCUGUCUUGGAUGGUCUGGUGGAUGUGAUAGAGCUCCAAAUACAAAUAUGACUGAAUCAAUUCUUGCCGCUUCUUCGCCUCAGAAAAGCAACUACAACAAGCAGUUGGGCCAAAACUUGUUUUUCAAUGGAAAUGUUAGAAAGGAACAGCCACCCAGCCCUGAUGAAGAAGUGAAUGGACAUCCUCUUGUGGAGGAAGGCGAGUCGGGGUUAAUUGCUCGACAGCUUGGGGACGAUUACAUUUCAUACAAAGUUGGAAAACAACAUGGUCGCCGACCGCCUUGCCAGCAUGCAGAGACAUUAAGGAGAGUUGGGGAUGAAGUUGAGGAAAGAUACGCCAUCACCCUCAAUGGUUUAGUGAACAAUUUGGAGUAUGAUCCGGACAAAGAUGGUGAAGAGGCAUUUACUGCGAGUUUGAAUGCCAUGUUUGAAGAAGGGUCAUGUAACUGGGGACGUGUUGUUAUGGUUUAUGUUUUUGCAGCCCGUCUCGCGAAAUAUUGCCAGGAAAAUGGAAAAGGUUAUCACGUAGGAAGCUUGGCAGAUUUUGCUGGAAGAUAUGUUGCAUCAAGGUUAACCCCCUGGAUUAAUAAGCAAGGAGGAUGGGAAAAGUUUGAUGAAAGUUUCAAGGCCAAAGACUGGAAAGAAAAGGCAGCAUUCAACUCGUUGUUAGUGACAGGGGCUUUUCUUGGUGGACUUGCCGCGCUCAGACUAUUGAUGAAAUAGUACUUUCACUACCAAAGAGCAAACUUUUAACAGCGCUUGUCGAGUCUUUAUUGUGAAUUUACAUGUUCCUCGACCAACCCAGCAGAAAUGUGGACGAUUGCCAAAGUUCUACUGUUGGAAGAUAUUAACCCUACCCUACGAGCAGUAACUUCAGUGCACCCUAAUACUCUCUGGAAUAUCAUCAAGAAGAAAAAAGUAGCAUCAUCUCAGCACAGCAACUUCAAGGUGGCAACAAAUCUUCGAGACAUUAACGAGGAAUACUAUCAGAAAUACCAGAAAUUAUAUUAUCAGAGAACUUCCUCAAUAUUCUGCUGUUCUCAACGUCUCACGAUCUUCAAAUAAUUCAGCUAAAUCUCAAUAGUACAGACUAUUUUUAACAGGCACUUACUUUGCUUUUCUAACUUGUAAGGAGAAAGAAUUGUAUUUUUAAUUCAAUUGUAGCUUUUGUCAAAAUGUGAAGAGUUGAAAGAGCCUUGAGGAAUCACAUGUAACUUUGUAAACUAUCACUGCCAGGUGAAAGGUUCUAAAAGCUCAUGGUUUUUUCCCUCUGAAAAACUGAACUGAAAAUUUUGUAUGCAAAAUAAGAUUCAGUCUUUGAUGUAAUUUGAAAAUUGACAUUUAAAGAAAGUCAGUACUAUGGACGGUUGUUUUGAAAUAGAUUAGGUCAAAAUAUAACCUGUAGUAGCCUCUUCAGUAUUCAUUGAACUAAAUGAUGACAAGUAACUGAUAGCAGACUUCCCCCUUCCCCCUUCCCCCUUCCCCCCUCCCCCCACAAUCUCUUACAUGUACAUCUCAUAAUGCUAGUUGGUUGUCGCCAGAAUUAUGUGCUACUUUUUUUGUCUAAUUAGGGAGAACGAAAUUGACUUAACAUCUGACGGAAGAAGUCUCUGUUUCGUCCACACUACAAAAGUGCAGUAUUCAUGCAGUAUAUUCACUGUGAAUGUGAUGAUGUUUGAUGGACUGUAUAAUGACAGAAAGCUAACCAGUCCAGAGUCCUUUCAGUCAAGAAUCACUGUUGCCUGCUUCGCCAAAUCGUAGGGUAGAAACCAUGUUUUUUUUGCAAGUGGAGUUUUUGGUUUAUUAAACAAAAGCAAGGCAAUGCAAUUGUUCUCGAAGGAGAAGAAACAGUAAGCGAGUCAAUUACCAGAAAACGCUCCUGCAAAAAACCAAAGGAUGCUCAUGAUAUUUUAGCAGCUGAUUAAUAUUUAUCAAGUGAUGAAUAUAUUUUUUGUUUUUGAAUGUGAUGUUGAUGAGUGUCUGAUGUUGCCUACAUAAAGACUAUGUGGCAGUCUUUUGGUAUUUUUUUUUUCAGUGUAAUUUUUCUUUUCAAAGUUAAACACUGGCAUACUACUAGAUCUUGUCAGAAAAUUUCAGUUGAAGAUUAAAUGGUAUGUAUGUGGCUAUGAGUUGAUCUUUACAACUUAAAUUUAUGUUUCUUUUGAUGUUUUUUGUUAUUGUGCUAAAAAGUAAUAGUUGCAAGGGCCACCCAGAAUGUUUUAAUCCGCUAAUAAAUUUCUUGUAACUAAUUACAAGACUUGGUUUUUUUUUCUACAUAUUCAUUUAUUUUCCUACUAGUAAACAUAAUCAUAUCAGAAUUUUGCGGACAAGAAAUAUUCAUGUAGGAUUGUUCAAAUUAAGAACUGUAUCUUCAAGUUUUCCUUCAUUUACAUACAAUUAUGCUUAUAUUUACUGUCCAGAUGGUAUUAAUAUUAGUGUCGAGUUUUUUUUAAGGAACUGGUAAUUAUCCAUACACGGUAUACAUUUGUAGAAUGAAAUGUUAACAUUUUUCCUUUGAACUCUGAAUGUGCAAUAAACGUGAGUGGUGAUACACACAUAUUGAGGCCUUCAUGUUGAAGUGUACAGGCAAAUGGCCAUUAUUUUGCCUGGUACUUGCUUACAUGCAUACCAUCGAUUCUCUAGACCAGAGACCUUCAAUGGGCUUCACACACAGUACGCUGUUACCGUCAGUGACUGUAGUGUGGUAUGGCAUUGUAAUGCAUCCUGUAUGGCUCACCAGGCCUAUACAAAAGCUCUUUGCGUGGGUAGCAUUUGAAUGGUUGAAUGGGGUUCUAGUUUGUGUGUGUGUUUGCAUUACUGCAGUACAUGUACAUUGUACCCGCAAGCACAACAGAACAGUGCUUUUUGCCAAGCCCAUUCUUUACCUUGUACAAUGUACAUACUCACUAUGUAAGCACACACUUCUUUCUUUAGAGGUAAAAGACAUGACAUGAACUGGGAUUGAGUUAAUUAAUAAUUUUUUUCUCUUCCUUAUAUCAAAGAAGGAAGUACUUAGACUUUUCAGUUCAAAAGAUGCAAAUGCUCAUGAUUUGAUUGGCUGUUGAUAACUUGAUAUAUAGGCCUACAUGUACGUGUACAUUUAGGCAUGUAGGUCAACACUUAACACUUAUAGUGCAACAUACGUUACAUGCCCUAAAUGUAGUCUUACAGAAUACACUUUUACAGAAGUACAUGUACAUACAAAUGUACAUGUAGACGGUAGACCAAGUCCUAAAUUGGACUAAAUCUCCUAAAUAUACCAAGCAUGGGUUGGUUGCAUUUUUAGAAAACAAGGAAGUUCAAUAUAUGAAACCGUUGAUAAACCAUUAAAAUCUGAGCAUGUGUUAUAAGUUCCUUCUUCCUGUAGCUAAGAGGAAAUGCAUUCAUUACAGGAUAUGGUUUCGCAUGAUCAAGAAAUGAAAGAAACUGGAGGAUUUUGAACUCUAGACAUGAAUGAAUAGGGAAAUGUAAUUCAGAAAUUACCCUGGAUGAGUUAUUAUUUUAUUUAAUGAAGGAUAUUUAUAGACCAGACACAACUAUGUCUUUGAGAAUAGAAUGAUGGUGUCCAUUCACAAGAAGUGAAACUAAAAAGGGGUUUUCCCUGUGUAAGCCCUUCUUUUAACACUUGGCAUGAUUUAAAAACAUCAAGAAUACACAGAAUGAUAGAAGUAUAUUAUUUUACAGUGUGUAACUAAAUAUCAACAUGGCAUGCUGCAAAGCUUCAACUAAUCACCCGGAUUGCUCAAGUUACAGUGCCUUUGUAUGUACAUGUAGGCUAUACCAUAUGUUUAGAAUCUUGAAUGGAAUACAGCAUGUCGCACAUGUACUAUGAACAGUUGGAAAUCGUAGGACAAAAGAAAAUCCUCCCCUCAAAAAGGAAGGAAAUUAUUCAUCUCAAACCCAUAGACCAAGCUGGAACCAUGCCAGACAGAGGUCAAAUUCAAAGGUCAUCCUUUUUUUUCAGUGUCACUCUGAAAGAGUAAAAAUUCAGUCCUUUUACCACAAAAAAAAAUUAGGCAGGAAAUUUGGUUACCAAUUUAUGUCUGUACAUAUACAAUUUGGGAUAAGCAUUUAGAAACAACAGAACCAUUUAAAUGAAGCUCACGCCAGAUUUUCUGAUUACAUGUCUACAUUGACAUUUCUUAUUGGACAUCCAUUAUGUACAUCUAUACAUGUAAGAGAUUAAAAGAGCAAGUCUCGCUUGGUGUAAACUCAAAGCAGUACAAUUUAUAUAGAUGUAUCUCUCAUCGGGAGUUUAUAUUUCUAAGAACUAUUAAACCUGCUUAGAUUUGUAUGGAAGUGAACUUAGUACUAAGACUUCAUCAAAUUUGUGGUUUUGUGAUUCAGUUCCAUUUGAUUUUUUAUUAUUUUUUGCUCCGAUUUUGCUGUUUUCUUGUUUUUAUAUGUCCACAGUUUAAAUGUGUGAUAGAGAAGAAGUCUGUUUUUGUGAGUCAAUGCCAUUUGUGGUUGUGCUGUGCUGUGAAUGAUUCAUACUGUAUUCGUCACUUGUAGGUUUGUUAAUGGCUGUACCAGAGUCAGUGAAACUAAAAUCACUAUAUUCUCAUACAAAGCUUCAAAGAGCUACUUUUCCAGAUAUUUUGUAUAAACUUAUACUAAAGAUAAGCAGAUGCAUAGUCAGAAUAUGUGAAUAUGAAAGAAUGAUUGUUUAAACUAGAUUCAGGAAUAACAAUUAAAGUAGGGUAAAUAAAAUAUAGGCUAAGAUUCUUCUAUAAAACAAAAUAUAUUCAUAAUGAUUAACUUAUUUUUAAUUUACAGCACUGAAAUUUAUCAUAAUUUGAUAAUCUAUAUUUGAAAUAAGUUGUAUGUGAUAUAUCACAUUACAUGUAAUUUUGAUAAAAAUACUUUCACUUUUUUAAUCACCAAUCUCUUUUCUGUUCACUCUUUUUGGAGGAAUACUUUGCUUGUUUUGUAUCAGGGAACUCAUGAUAUUUUCUCUUUUUGAUUGAAACAGUAAUACGUUGUUCACAGUUCCUUUUUCAUCAUCUUUAAGUACAUGAUAUAUUGUGUUUGUGCAUUGCAAAUUGCAUACAUGUACUUUGCUGUGUAAACUUGUAAAAUAAAGAGAUAUAUAUUAUGAUUUAUGAAUUAAA